Molecule: messenger RNA, 687 nt
Organism: Alternaria hordeiaustralica
Lineage: Eukaryota; Fungi; Ascomycota; Dothideomycetes; Pleosporales; Pleosporaceae
Exons: 1
Coding region: 1-687 (228 amino acids)
Source: RefSeq, a predicted model, not a curated record
AUGUGCCCACCGUCCGACCUGGCCAUCGCCGAAGCCCAAGAUGCAGACGACAAAGCAUACAAGCACCUUUCCGAGCACAGCCUCGAUACAUCAAUAUCGAAAGCCGCAUAUGCACAUGCAGCUGAGCUGCUACAUCCGGCGAUUCUGAACCACAGCAUAAGGGUGUAUCUCUACGCCUACGGAUUGGCAAAACACGAAUCCUCCAAGUACUUCACAGACGUUCAUCAACGCGAUCUACUCUUCACCGCAUGCCUUUUCCACGAUAUCGGGACUGCGCAAGGUUAUGAUGGCCCGCAGCGCUUCGAGAUCGAGGGCGCCGACGCCGCAGUCAAAUUCCUAAUUGGCUUUGGGGUCGGUGGGACAGAGGCGCACGAUGUCUGGACAGCCAUCGCGUGCCACACCAGCCCACAGAUCGCCGAGAGAAUCGGAGAGCUUUCGAGGCUUGUUCGGGUCGCUGUUAUUACGGAUUUCGGGCGGAGAGGCGAAGGUUAUGAAGUGCUCCAGUCACUGACAGAGAAACUGGAGGUGCAGUACGAGCGGGCGGGGAUCGAAAAGGUGCUUGGUGAUGCGGUGGUGGAGCAGGCAAAGCGGAAGCCAGAGAAGGCGCCGAAGGUUUCGUGGCCGCGUGCGAUGUAUGAGGCAUGGCUCGUGGAGCCAGAGUGGGACGGUGUCAACAAGGCGUUUUGA